AUGAAUAUCUUCCAAGAACUCUACAAAAUCAACAACAACUGCAUUAUUGUAGGUGAUCUCAACGCAACAUUAUCUGAAAUGGGAUCAUCAAAGACAAAUGCAAGAGGAAAACAGCUGCAAGAAUUACUUAAUGAAGGUCUUAUCGAAUGUGUCGACGAUGAUAGUACAACAUUUGAAAAAAAUGAAUAUGAAGCCAAAUUAGAUUGGAUACUAGGAAGUCAACCACUCCUAUCAUUCAUAACAAAUGUUGAAGCACACCCAACCAUCGGCACAAUAAAUGGACACAAACCAUUAACAUUCGAUAUUCAAAUUGGAGCUGAAGCAAAACCAACCUCUCCAAGAUUAUCACUCAAUUUUAAAGCAGCAAAAUGGACAAAGUUCAGAUCCAAACUAGAUCAACAACUGAUACUAUGGAAUAAUGAUCUUAGUUUAAAUUCAUCUUUAGACAUAGAAGAUUAUUCAACGUUUAUUACCAAUAGUAUAAUGUUAGCAACUCAAGAAGCCGUUCCAACAUCUACACCAACGAGCAAAAGUUAUACAUUAAGUGAAGCAUGCAAGAGCUUGAUCACACUGAAACAUCAAGCAUAUCGAAGAUAG
This is a messenger RNA of Rotaria socialis, 597 nucleotides long. Lineage: Eukaryota; Metazoa; Rotifera; Eurotatoria; Philodinida; Philodinidae. The record is from the annotation of a GenBank genome assembly.